AGUGGUGACUAUGCUUUCCUUAUCUAACAGGCACACACGGAAAACAACGUAUCCGCUAGGACCAGCCAGACACCAACAGCUUGUAGUGGAGAACAUCUGACUAGCUGAAUCAAUCUGGAUAUUCAGGCCCCAAGAGAGGACCUUCCCUGUGUGUGAAUCAGCCUCACAAUGUCACCGACCGUCACUUUGUUCUGUUUCCUGGUUUCACUACACAACGUCGCUUCACAGGGAAAACCGCCAGACAUAACAGAUCCUCCAGUGCAACAAAUCAAAUACAUCGUUGAACAUGGGAACUUCACCUUCACAUGCAAAGCGGAUGGCAACCCUGCUCCUAAAUACAAAUGGUACGUGGACGGGAAGGAGAUUGAGUCAGGCAAGUAUCAGAAAGUAAAUGCUGACAGUGGCGUCCUGGAAAUACCCGACUUUUCCCGAAGGGAAGCCGGAGACUACCGAUGUGGGGCGACAAACAACAUCAGCCAAGGAGUAUCCCCGUUAGCCAUUUCACCUGCUAUCAGCUUGAAGGAAAUCCAACAAGCCACCGGUUGGUCCGAAAGCGACGACAUUAAAGAUGUUCGGGCGACAGAGGGGGAUUAUGCCAAACUGGAAUGUAACAAUGUUACACAGGGGGACCCCAAACAUCCAUUCAGCUGGUUUCUGAAAUCUUCAAGCGCUGAUCAGUUGCAAGCAAGUGACAGAACCUACAUUGACGAGAGGGGUACACUACAUUUCAUCUACGUGGAAGUAAGUGACAAGACGAGUGAUGAUGAUGUCUAUAACUGUGCCAUCUAUAACAAAGUUCGGGAAUACAUCAAACUUGGAAAUCCUAAGAGACUGACAGUUACAAAACACACUGGUUCACGUGAAAGGAAGCCAAAGAAACAGUUCCAAACCAACCCUGCAGAAUUCCCAAUUGGUCAAACCGCAGAUCUGGAGUGUGUUUUCAGCGGAUACCCCCGACCAUCAAUCUACUGGUUUGACACGAAGAAUGAACCCAUCAGUCCCGGAACGAAAUACCAAAUGGAUGGCCACAACAUGAAACUGAAGAUCACGAAAAUAACAGAGAAGGACGAAGGCAACUACAGAUGCAAAGGGGAGAAUGCUCAGGGUGAAGCUGAGGCGACCAUCUUCCUGGACGUAAAAUCUGCUCCUAUAUGGGAAAAGGCCAUCACUAACCUGACCGUGCAGGAGGGUAAAGACGCUUCCUUCACCUGCAAGGCCCGCCCAUCUAUCGGCGAGACAGCUUUGAAACCUCCAGUAUGGUACAAGAAUUGGGAGAAAAUAGAAGGAAACACAGGUAACUUCCUCUUCAGUGAGAAGGGUCGAGUCCUGACUGUGACUCAGCUGACCAAGCCUGAUGACAUCAUGUGUUUCCAGUGUCAGAUCACAAACGACGUGGGUUCCGUGUUUUCCAAUGGUUGUCUCAACGUCAUCAAACCCAUCAUAGUGACUACCCAGCCUCUACUUAGGCAGGCCAUCAUGAAAGGUGAUCUGGUGAACCUGACUGUGAGGGGAACCACAGACCCGGGCAUGACCCUCAGGUACAGAUGGGAAUUCAAGACUCAAACCUAUUACACAGAGCUACCUCCAUAUGUGACCUACGACGACGCCACAAACCAAACCUACAUCAACACCACAAGUCUGAGCGAUGAGGAGUACGAACAGAUUCAUGGAAACUACACCAGUCUGCUGUACCACGACUUUGCAAAUCGCUCUGUAGUCAUUACGGUUGUUCCUCGGCGCGAUCCAGCACCGGCUGUGUUACAAGCAGCAGGCUUCCCGUGGUGGGUGAUAGUCAUGGUGGCCAUGUUCGUCGUGAUACUGGUCAUCGUUGUUGUCUCCGUCAUCAUGUCCAGAAGGCAGGAUGAGGGAGCCUACAAAAUUUAUAAGACUGAACUCGAUGCGACAUAUCUUCAACCGGACAAAGAUAUUCAGGAGGGGAAGUUCCAGGAAGUGACGAAAAUAGAGUACACUGACCCUUUUGAUGGAAAGAUCAAUGAGAAUAUGUAGUUUUGUGUCCAAUUUACACCACAAGUUUGGUCAAGGGGAGUUGUUGUAUUAUCCCUCGACAUUACUUUGCGAUAUUGCAGUUCAACACCCCAAUAUGAGCAGGGGGUGUUCUGGAUGCUGUGAAAUGAAUGAGCCUGUAAUUACAAAGCAAGAGCUUAGGAGAUGUGCACAAACUUUCAACUCGUACAUCUCGGAGACAUAUUGUGAGACAUUCAUAUGUAUGAUGUGAAGAGUUCAAAGUGCCAACAUGGCCAUUUGUGAUGUCACAUGAUGUGAGCAUCAUUAUCAUGACAUUCUCCACUAUGAACUCAUUUGUUUAACCCAGUAAUGAUCCACAGUGCAAGAGGAUGCAAGUUGAUGUCGUCUUGAGGGAUUUUAGAAGUUAGAAAGUACAAUUUCGACAACCUUUGUGGAUAACACCGUGUACCGUUGUCAAACAAAAUCUGUACAGAGACGUCGGACGCAAGAAAUAAAGGAAGGCGUUAUCCAUAAAGGUUGUCUAUAUUGAUGCAAGUUGAUUGGGAUUGUAAGGUUUUUUAAUUCAUCAUUUGUUGCUGUUCUCAAUAUAUUCUGAAUGUUUAUUCCUAUUUUUAGAUAUUGAUUUACAAUUCAGCCUGUUAUGUGCGACUAUUGAAGUCGAUAUAUGUACCAUAUUUGCUGUAUAUAGGUCCAUUUUAUGUUAUGGUGCUUAACUAUAACCAGAGGAUUAUGUUAUGACUGUCACAGUAAACGUGUGUACUGAAGUGUUAACCUGCGGAAAGGAACUGCGUUCCUAUGUUGAGCUCCCUCAUGGGAGCCACAGUUCCCAGUUGCUUGUGUAUUGAAGAGCAUGCAGGAAGUAUUCAUACUUCAUAGAGAGACAUGUUUUACUUACAGAUACUAUUUCCGCAUUUAUCGUGGACAUUGAGAGAAAUUUGCUUUAUGUAACAUGUUGCUUUUUAACAGUAUUAGCGAUGCUACGCAAUAGCAUGAUGUUUUUUUCCUCCUAUCGUGUACAUUUAAACAGUUGGGUGGUUAUGCUUGUUGGCGUGGUUGACCGGUGAAGAUCCAGGUGGGACCCGACCCUCGGUAACCCAUGCUUGUCAUAAGAGGCGACAAACGGAGUUGUAAAUUGAUGCUCAUGAUGUCAGUCACAGGAUUGUCUGGUCUAGAGUGGACUAUUAAAGACCGCCGCUAUAUGACUGGAACAUUCUUUAGUGGCUGGAUAAAGAACAGACAAGCGAAGGUGGCUUGUCUGACCCUGUACUAUAGAGACGUGAAUAAUUGUUUACCACACCAAUCAUUGGUUUGUUCAACAUCCAUCGUUAUUAUUGUGUCAGAAGUGUUUAGUAGGGCAGGAUCUGUUUCGGACGAAAAGCGAGACUGAUUACGCUCUCGAGUUUUUCAGUUAGGAUGAACGUUAUAUGAUGUUAUUUCCUCAUUUCAAAUGUAUAUUGUUAAUUUCUUUGAUUUAAUUCCUUUUUCAUAAAGCUUAAUGACAGUUUUAAUUGCAUUGCCACAGUGAUUGUACAGUAUUCUCAGUUAGAACUUGUGUUUCAGAGACUUUCUUCAAUAAAAUUUGUUGUUCAAAA
This is a messenger RNA of Haliotis rubra (blacklip abalone), 3578 nucleotides long. Its product is annotated as neural cell adhesion molecule L1-like protein. The coding region runs from base 169 to 2007 and encodes 612 amino acids. NCBI's taxonomy places the organism in Eukaryota, Metazoa, Mollusca, Gastropoda, Lepetellida, Haliotidae. The record is from RefSeq and is a predicted model, not a curated record. The transcript has 14 exons.